Molecule: messenger RNA, 3473 nt
Organism: Vitrella brassicaformis
Lineage: Eukaryota; Vitrellaceae
Source: the annotation of a GenBank genome assembly
AAAGGGAAAGUGCAUGUGGAGCGUGCGUGGGUGAUUCCUGUUGCGUGCCGUCGUUUGAUUGUGCAUGAAAGACAUGGGACUUGGCCGUCAGGCCGCUUAGGACAUUCUGUGAAACCGCUCUCUCAGCGAAAGGGAAAGGAGGCUGGAGGGUCCCAUGGCGCCUCAAUCGUCCCACUGGACAGAGCAGAAAGGCGAAGUCGUGAGAUCUGUCGCCACAGACGCCGACGCGUUCAGGGGCAGCAAGGCUGGCGUGCACACGCGGCGGCGUGGGCUGAGGUUGACGGCCCUGGGCUCCUUGCUGUCGAUCGAGAAGCACUGGAAGGCGCUGUGUGGCGCGUUCGUGGAGAUCUUCCUGCCUACAGGAUUUCCCCACACCGUCUGUGCAGACUACCUCCCAUAUCAGGUACGUGCGGUGGUGCGCAUACGCACUCUCUCUCUCUCCACACACACACACGCGAAGACACUCCAUGCAAUGAGAUGAGUGCAUGAUUUCUUUCGGUUUGUUUGUCAGGUGUGGGAUUCCUGCCAGGCCUUCUGCUCGACUGUGACGGGCCUGUUGGCGUCGCAGUCGGUGUUGCGGAUUGUGGGUGUGGGGGACGCUGCGGCCACUGCCUCGAGCGCCGUGCUGGUGUGGGUCAUGCGAGACGGAUUCGGGAUGGUGGGGAGAAUCGCAUUCUCCUGGCAGGUAGGCAUGGCAAGGCACACCUGAGUCCCUUGCGACCAUUGCACUGCAGACAGACGCGUGUGUGUGUCGUGUUGUUUGUGUGGCCGGCCGUUUAGUGGUGCAACCAACUGGAUCUCAACGCCAAGACAUGGCGGUGCGCUCAUUCAUUCAUUCAGUUGAACUAAAAGAAAGAGGCAGUGAAGUGAAAGGGCGAGCGAGGGAUCUAUGUCUGUCUGUCUGUCUGGUGCGGUGCAGGUUCAUGGCUGACAUCCUGAACGAUGCCGGGAUGACUCUCGAGCUGCUGACACCGCCACGCACCUCGCCGCUGUUCAUGCCCACCCUCUGUGGGGCCACGCUGUGCAAGGCCGUCUGUGGCGUGGCCGGGGGGGCAACGCGCGCGGCACUCACUCUCCAUUUCUCCGUGGCAGACAAUGCCGCAGGUGAGCUGAGCAAGACGGAGGGAGGGAGGGAGGGAUCGAGAUUCGAUUCACACGGAUGUAUGUGUGUGUGUGAUUGUUCGUUGUGUGUAGACGUGAGUGCCAAGGACGGCUCGCAGGAGACCCUGGUCAAUCUGCUGGGGAUGAUCGUCGGUACGCAUCGCAUGCACACACACACGUCAGUCACGUCACAGGUGCAUGCCAUGGUGCGGUGCACACACAGUGGCAUGACACAGCACAGUAAACGUCAGGUCAGUGUCCUUUCUUUCUUCUGUCUGUGUGUUUCUGUGUGAUGUGUGACUGCUUACCUUACCCACCUAGGUUCCUACAUCAUCAAGUCGAUAGAGGAGGACCCCUUCUUUGUGAGGCUGCUCUUUGCUGUGUUCACCGCCCUGCACCUGCUCUUCAACUACCUGUGCGCAACACACACACCACACCACACCAUUCGCACAGAGACAAACACGAAACAGGCACCAAUUGGGUGAUGUGUGUGUGUCAAUUGCGUCCAUCUGUCAGGGCUGUCCGCUCUGUGGUCAUGACGACGUUCAACUAUCAACGGUUCAUGAUAGCUGCUGGAUGGUCAGUAAUUAGGCCGCACACCGAUUCGCCUCCGAAUCUUCACCCACCCUCCCCUCUCCCUCCUCCCUCUCCCUCUGUGUCUGUCUGUCUGUGUCUGUCUGUCUGCUUCAGCUUUCUGCAGACGGGCCACGUGCCGUCGCCGGAGACAGUGGCCAUCCAUGAGAAGCUCUUCUGGCCAGUGGAGGCACCCCUCAUCGAAAUGGUCGUCAAGACCUUCAUCGGCCUCCUGUCGAUGCUGCCCAAGGCCGACCGUUGGGCGGGGUAUGCUCUGGUGGGUCGGGGCGACGACAACCACAACCACAACAGGCACAGCAAGGAGAGGGCGCGGCGCGUGGCGUGGCGGUUGCUGAACAAGGAGAGGGAGAGCGGGCUGGCAGGAGGGUUCAUGUACGGCGGAUCCAUCAAGGACGCCAUCGACAGAGCGCAUGACCGGAACAGAAGUGAGCAACCCACCGACGACCGACAGACGCAGAUUCUUCUCUCUCCUCUUUUGUCUUUUUGUCUUCGUGUUUGUGUGUGGCAAUGGUUGUUCAGUCCAAUCGUGGCUGGAGGAGUGGACUGCACAUGUGCCCUCACCCUCGCCCUCUUUCCUCUACCUCCCACACAUGCGUCGCUCCAUCAUUCCGUCGCCGUGCGGCCCGUCCAUCAAGACAUACGCACUCGCCACACAGAGGCCAAAACAGUAAGGAAAAGCAAAAGAGAGAGAGAGAGGGUGGGAGGGUCACCAUGCUGAUCUGACCAUUGUGUCGUGCAGCGGUCGUUUCCGCGCCCCUCCACCCCCUCAGUCGUCUGCCAGCAGUUCUCCUGUGUCCAGCUACCACGGCAGCGACACGCACAGCCCGACGAAAGAGGCCAUCCCGGCGCCUCUGCCACCCGUAUUCUUCCACGCCUGUAAGAAGAGAAGACAAGAACAGAGCGACGGCGUUGAUGGGGGCUGCUUUCGUACGCAUCUGUGUGCUUACGUGUGUGUGCAGGUGUGCUGCACAGGUUGGCUGUGGGUGCUGUGUCUGCCCUGGACGACGGCGCCAAGGGCCAGGACGGCGGGGUCAUCAGAAUGGGAUGGCUGACACACGCACAAGUAAGUCACCCGUACACCACACCAUCUGCGCGCGCACAUCAAUCCAACCACUACCUUCCCUGCUGUGCCACAUCCCUCCCUCAUGCAGCGGCUGGACACCCUCCGCCGCAUCCGUGCCAUCUCCCUUUCCCUGCUCACCGGCGACCAGCACCCCCUCCCCCCCACACCCCCGUCCCGCCCCACACCCGCACCCAGCCAGUCGAGCACAGCCACGCACACCCAAACCCAAGACGAGAUGUCAUCCCACAUGUCGAUAGCCAUUACCGGUGGGGCGCGUGGGGACUGGCGCGCCGCCAUGGGUGCAUUUGUGACGAAGGCGGAGCAGGCCAGGUGGAACCUUGGUACGCAAAGCCUUCUUGAUGGACGAGGAGAGAGAGCAAGAGCGCAUGCCGUGGGCACGGUUGUGUGAUUGGUUGUGUGUGGCUGUGCUGUGGUGUGCAGGUACGAUGUUGAUAGAGGACCAUGGGUGGACGCUGAUGCGCGCAGAGGGGGAGGAGGGGGCAGGGGCAGCACGGAGGGGAUGACUGAUCUGACUGACGACCUGACAUUGGUUGAUUUGAGACACAGUGUGCGAACAUUCUGCCAGAGGAUAUUCAUUGCCCAUCCACGAGUUGGAGUUAGACAUUGUGAGCACUACAAGAUAGUGCGCACACAAUGUCUUCCUUCAGCUCUUGGAGGAGUAAUGGUUUCCUCUGCAUUGACUAAAGCCGGCGGC